AUUAUAGGACCGUCUUAAGGCAGCGACAUCUCAUUCGCCAGUCUGUGGUAGUUGGGUUUAAAUUGGUUGGCGGUUAGUUGCCGGGCUCAGCUAAGACAGUGAGUUUUUUCUCCGUGUUUGCUGCGGCAUCCGCAGUACCCUGCUCUCCGCAGCCUCCACCCAAGCACCAUGGCUCCUAGAAAGCGUAGCAGUCGGGCAGCUAAGACCAACUCCUUACGGAGUCGGAAACUCGCCUCGUUUCUUAAGGACUUCGACCGUGAAGUGCAAGUGCGAAUCAAGCAAAUUGAGUCAGACAGGCAGAACCUCCUCAAGGAGGUGGAUAACCUGUACAACAUCGAGAUCCUGCGGCUCCCCAAGGCGCUGCGCGAGAUGAACUGGCUCGAAUACUUUGCUCUUGGAGGAAACAAACAGGCCCUGGAAGAGGCAGCAACAGCUGAUGUGGAUAUCACAGAAAUAAACAAAUUAACAGCAGAAGCUAUUCAGACACCCCUGAAAUCUGCCAAAAAACGAAAGGUAGUACAAGUGGAUGAAAUGAUAAUGGAAGAAGAAGAAGAAGGAAAUAAGCCUAAGAGUUCUCAAACUACAAGAGCCAAAAGAUGUCCUCCGUCUAAGAAGAGAACCCAGUCCGUACAAGGAAAAGGCAAAAGGCCAAGCUAUGACAACCUUGUGACCCCAGCUGUGGGCCGAUUGGAGUUGUCUAUGGUGAAGCCAACUCCAGGCAUGACACCCCGGUUUGACUCCAGAGUCUUCAAGACCCCUGGCCUGCGCACUCCAGCAGCCAGAGAGCAGAUUUACAACAUCUCUGUCAAUGGCAGCCCUCUCGCUGACAGCAAAGAGAUCUCCCUCACUGUGCCAGUGGGCGGCGGCGCGAGCAUGCGGUUAUUGGCCAGUGACUUGCAGAGGAUCGAUAUUGCACAACUGGACCCAGAGGCCUUAGGAAACAUUAAGAAGCUCUCGAUGGAAAUUGAGUUUCAGAAAGGUCAGAGAGUACGUGAUACGAAUAGAGGAUGGAAGGGCAAAGAUUCACUCAGACCUGUUCUUGGGUGGACUAACCGGCUGGCCCAAAUCUGCAGCACCAUACGGACCCACAAAUGAGAAGACAGCAGGGCAUGUCGGAUCGGAUUGGAACAUGCGUGUCUCCCUUUUCCCCUCCUGUUUCUCCUCUGGUGCAGGGAAGAGACGGGCUUACUAAGGGGGCCCCCAGAAUCUUUCACUUGCUGUGCCCAGCAGUUCUUGUCAUGCUGAUUUGUGGGACAACAUUCUGUGUUUAUUCCUGUUUAUCAAAGACCAAAAAUUGCUUGGAGGCAGCUUCCAUGUCUUGCACCUCUACCUCUCUAGUUAAUGGGAGUUUAGAUAAGGGAACCGUAGGGCUUAGAGUAGUCUAGGGUUUUACGUGACCAACCAGAGUAACUGUCUCUAAGCUGUCUGAUCCAGUGGUCCCUGCUGAGUCUGCCAACUGCAUCUGAUGGGGAUGGGAGCCUCGGGAGGACAAGUGUAACUUGUCUGGUGACCUCGUUCCCUGUGUUUAACCUAUGCCCAGGGCAAGGACUAGUUAUGAGAAGUCAGCGGUGAGACCUUUGUGCUUCAACAGCCUCUCUGCCCUAAAGGAUCAUGACCUGUGCUCUGAGAAUUUGGGAACCGGUGUUCUCAUCUCCAGGCCUGUGGACACACAGCCUCCUUCUGUAUGGCUCUUGGUUAUAUUUUGUAUUACUAAUUCUGUCCUGCAUAGACUGACUUGUUUUCAAGUUGUUUUAUCCUCCCUUUCUUAAGACUUUUGUACAUACUGUCUUCCUGAGUGAUGGUGUUCCUGCUUUCAAUAAAUUCUGGUUUGGUUUUUUA
Chinchilla lanigera (long-tailed chinchilla) is the source of this 1839-nucleotide messenger RNA. RefSeq names its product cell division cycle associated 8 (gene Cdca8). The record is from RefSeq and is a predicted model, not a curated record. Bases 169 to 1095 code for a protein of 308 amino acids. The transcript is spliced from 12 exons. NCBI's taxonomy places the organism in Eukaryota, Metazoa, Chordata, Mammalia, Rodentia, Chinchillidae. Gene Ontology annotation, biological process: mitotic sister chromatid segregation. Gene Ontology annotation, cellular component: chromosome passenger complex; spindle midzone; chromosome, centromeric region.